CAAUGUUGUCUUCCGGUUACCAAUUGACAUAUUUUCCUGAAUGAGUUAAACAUUAGCCAUUGUUUUAUUCGUUUCGUAUUGUUGAUCAUGAGUUUGCAAUGGAAACAUUAAGUCUGGUGUCAAAUGGAUCUCCACUUCGACCUGGCUGGAUGGAUUUCUGUGACAAACAUGCAAGAUCAGCGUCCGAAGAGUUCUUUGCUAGCUUCCUGGUGUAUCUGAAAGCCCAUCCUACUUCUGAAUUUAGACCAAGGGAUCCGGUGGACUUUGCCAAAAAAUUUGUUGAGUUGUUUCUGAAGUAUUUCGAGAAAAAGAUACAAAAUGACAAGCCUGCAGACAGUGAAGAAAUCAAUCAAAAGCCUUUAGAGGGCGCAACUGGGUGGUCAAACUAUGGUGGCGAUUUUGGUGGGUCCAAUGGUUUUGAUGAUUCUAGUGCAAUUGAACAAUCAUUUCAGUCAUCUAAUGGACAAGAUCAGUUUAAUGAAUCGUCAAAUGUUGUUGUACUAUCAGAUGAACAUUCAGCUGCUGAAGCACCGAGUCCAAGUCAUCAAACAUCAUCAAUGUUAAAGCCGCCAAAAGGAAGUAUUCUCAAAAGGUUUUCAUUUAGAAAAAUUAAACAGCACAAUUUAUUCAAGCAACAUUCAGAUGAAGUUGAAUUAUCUUCUGGAUCAAAUGAAAAUUAUUCUCGUGAGAGACAUUUGCAAGAUCAAAAACAAGCAAAGAGAUCCAAAAAGCUAAUGAAAGAAUCAAAACAAAAAUUACCGCCACUACCAUCACAUCCGGGACAAGUUAAAAAAGAAGGAAUUGUGUAUGUGUUUAAUGGGGAGGACUCAAAAGGGAAAUCAAAGUGGGAAAAAACAAGACUUUUGUUGUGUAAAGCAGAUAAAGACUAUUCACUUGAGUUUUUCUCACCACCAAAGUCUGUGAAACCAAAGCAAGGUUUAUUCUGCACAAUGAUAACUGAGGCACGAGUAACAACACCCCUCGAAAUGCCUGACCAUCAGCACUCGUUUGUUUUAAAGGGUGCUGUUACAACAGAGUACAUCAUAGAGGCCCCCUCCCAGAGUGAGAUGAACUCAUGGUUGGCUGCACUGGAAUGUUGUAUCUCCCCUGUCCAACACCUGGAUGUGGACAGCGACCACGAUCUUACUCCAGAAACGCGUCCCCGUUUACCUUCGGCUCCAGGGGGCUCAGUCAGUCACAGCAAUACAGAUUCCCUGAUGUUUGGGAGUCCAAGGCGGAGCACUUCCCAGGGCAGCGUAAACAGCAAUCCACCGGAAAUCCCACCCCGUCCUGCUGGCUCUAGUCCACGGUCAUUCAACUACCCGUUAGGCCCAGAUGAUCACCAUGAUGGUGGAUCUGGUGACCACAACAUUGAUGUGAUGUUGCGUGAGUAUCCCUGGUUUCAUGGCACAUUGAGUCGCCUGGAGGCUGCGCAACUCGUGUUACAACAGGGGCCCAAUGGCCAUGGCGUGUUCCUUGUCCGCCAGAGUGAAACGCGCAAGGGAGAGUACGUCCUCACUUUCAACUUCCAGGCUAGAGCAAAGCACCUGAGAAUGACUAUCAACAAUGAAGGACAGUGUAGAGUCCAGCAUUUGUGGUUCAACUCUAUCUUUGACAUGCUGGAACACUUUCGCACCCACCCCAUACCUCUAGAAUCAGGCGGCACAUCAGACGUGACCCUGACGGACUAUGUGGUGUCGCUAGAUCGACCCAUGACCCCUACCCAGGGAUCGCCGAGCCAAGGGUCACUGGAAACUGGCUCCAACCCUAAUCUGAGUUCACGUCAAGGGGAGGGGCGCGACAUCAUUGUGAUAAGUGGGUCAAUUCGUGCAAGGACAGAGUCAAUAGAGAACGUGAUGCGGGAACAGGCACAACAGCAUCAUGGGAGUCAACAAGGACUUCAUGGGCGGGCGGUGGAGAAUCACUACUCUUUUGUGUGAAACAGCACUGUGAUGUCCAACAGAUAGACCUUUAUGUGUAGGGCUGAAUGAAAAUAAGUUCUAAUACUUAUGUGCAAAAUAUAAAGACGCUCAAGUCUGAUUUAAUUUCUAUACUAAAAUUUAAGUACUAGAAUCAAUUUUGCAUUCACCCCUUCAUAUUCAAAGCUAGGAAGAUCUGACCUACUUAUUGUUUUGUGAUGUUUUUAAGCAUUAUGUGGAUGUUCAUGCAUUAUUUGCACUCAUGAAAAUGAGGCAAUUUGCAUGAAAAGCAAUACUGUUGUAUUAUACUAGAGAUUCCAUGUUAUAGCAAUGUAUGUUUUUGAGAUAUUUGAAGACCAAAAUACAUUUUAUACUUUGUAUAAAGAGUUGUAUUUACAUAAUACAUGUAUAGAUAUAAUGGUUUACAACCCUCUGAUAGCAAUACAUGUACAUAUAAAUGUAUAAAACUGUACUAGUGACCUGGAAUACACAGGCUGGGGUAUAUUGCUUAAGCUGUUAAAUCUCGGGUGCUUUAUGAAACAAUCCUGUGUAACAGCAGAUUAUAAGAGAGCCCUUCAUACUCUCCUAGCUCUGGAAUUUUACUACCUCAUAGGGAGUGCUAUUUUGAUUCAGGUCAUUACAUAGAAAAUCUGCAUCUGAACAAUAAAUUGAGGUGGACUAUCUGGUGACAGAGGUUUAACCUUUCCCACCUUUCUUAUGCUUUUUUAUGUUUCAACCAAAAGCACUUUUAAAAUAAAUUAGCUACUUAGGGAAGGAGGGCUCUUAUGUGUUUCUCACUAACAUGAUUUUGUAUUCUCAGCCUAGCCAUGGAUAAGGUAGACAGGUGAUAACAGUUUUACUGCAAUAUCUUAAUUAAGGGCCUUACACAGUGCAAAAGUGGGUGAGGAAGGCCAAAUAUUAAAGCGUUUUAAAAGUUAAUGUUUUUUUUUUAGUUUUGAGGAACAAUCUUUUUCACGAGUAAAACAUACAUACUAGUACUUUGUAACAUGUUUUGGGGUUAAAGGAGUUGACCAAACUUUAUGAAAGAAGAUUUAAUCAGAUUUUGAAAAUAAAGCAUUUGCAUUUUUUCGUAAAAGUCUGUUUACAAUGUAUUUCAUGUUUUUGCAUUAAAAUGCCCUAGACAAAAUAAUAAACAAAGUCUUGCGGGUUCUUGAAGAUGUCUUUUUAAAAAAGAAACAGGGUCAAUAAAAUAAUGAAAUAUAGUGAAUUAAAUUUAUAUACUGGUUACAAAAAUGCAAAUAUCUUUCUUAAAAUAGCUGCAAUCAGCACAAAGCCCCAAGACAUUGUUGUUUGGGUAGUAUGGACUAUUUUGACAAAAACAAUCAUUUUGUAUCAAGACAUUUCCGGAAAAAUGCAAGUGCUUUUUAAUUGGAAAUCUGAUAAAAUCUUCUUCCAUAAAUGUUGGUCAACUCCUAAUUAUAGCAACUCAUGUUGCAAAGUAUUAUGCUUGCUAAAUAUUGAACCUCAAAACUCAAGAAAUGACAUUUUUAAACAUUAUUUAUUUUGGUCCUUCGAUUGACAUUUGCACUGUUGAAAGUCCCUUAAUAUGUACUUACAAGAUUUCCCUAAAAUGUGUAAAUAAUGUUCUAAUGCAUGCCCUAAACUGUUGUACGUCAUGUAGAAUUUAAUGACAUUUUAAAAUUUGUUGUACUACACAGCUGGUCUGUAGAUUGUAGAAUUCAACACAAUUGUGGUGACUGUUAAAAUGGUUGUUUUGAAUGGAGUAAAGUUAUGUCAAGUAGAACACAGAAAUGAGUUGACUAUACAUGUUAAUUAUCUGAAAUCGGUUAUACUACCACUUUUCAAUUAGCUUGAUAACUUUUUAGGAACAUAUGGAUUAUGUUGUAUAAUUAAUACAAAAUGAAUAUUUUCAAUAGCUAUGGUCUCUUUUGUACUAAGUUUACAUGUAGUUUACCGGUAAUUUCAUAUAAAUUUACAGACAUGCUGUAAAAGUAAGAAUUAUUACCAUACAUAACUAUUCUGUAACUAAUUGGUAAUUAUUUAUAGACGGUUAGUUCUACAUUAUAUUUAUGGACAACAAAUAGAUGCAAAUGAGAUAGCUACUAAGAGGUUUCGUUAUUCACUGAUUGUUUUGCCAAUUACCGUACAUCAUAUUUAAUGUGAUUCAAUGUUUUGCCAAUUACCGUACAUCAUAUUUAAUGUGAUUCAACAAUCACGAUUAUAUAUUAAAUUGCUAAUAUUUUAUGAAGGAAACAAACUCUGUAAAUGUGAAACAUGGAAAAAAAUAGCCUGGGAAAAUGUAAAUCUUGAAUGAUCAACACUACAUGUAUAUACCCAUCAUAUUGAAUCAUUUAUUGCAGAUUUUCUGAACAGAUUUUUUGUGCAUGCUUUAAAAUUCAACUGUCUGAAUUAUUGCGUUACAACUUUUAUAUUCAAGUGUUCUAUAUUUCAAGUUUGUAAGUGUUCUCUGAUUCUAGUCUUAAGUAAGCAGAAUUUCAUUGUUUUAUUCAUCAUGUUUUUUAAUCAUAGAUUUCAUUUUGGUAUAUCUUUUCAUGUGCUGCAGUUUAUCAACGAAAACCAGUAUUUAACAUCUAUACUUGCAUCCAUAGAAAUCAUAAGUUGUACACUCAAUUAUCAAUUCCGGGGGUACACUUUUUCAUAUAUUCAGAUGGUCCUAAAAAACAUACUGGUGCCAUUAUCGGCAAUUUUGGCCUUAAUUCAGAUAUAUAUUUCUUUAUUUACAUGCAUCAACGGAAAUGGUACAUAUACACUUCAGUAAAAUGUGCUAUCACUUUGUCUGUGCUACAACAUUUUUAUACACUUCCAUUUUUUAAAAAGGAAUAUACAUAUAUGAGAUGACAUAUACAUGUUUAACUUAUUAUAUUCAUUUUGAUAAUAGCACACUGACCAAGGCAAAAAAGAGCUCUGGUGCUCACUUGGUGAAGUUGAUUGCUAUCUUGCACCGAAACAAUUAUUCUUCUAUAUACAAGCCCCAGACUGCUUGGGCCCACUGUAGUUCUACCUCAAAGUUUACCGCUGUAAGAAUUUCCUCUGUGCAAGGUACAUACCCGGUAUAUUCCUGCUGCUGAGAGUUUUGUAAUGGUGGUAACACCAAAGUUGGCUAUAUUUUUAGAUCAAUUAUAUUUCAUGGAUAUUGUAUUGUUUUGUAUUGCACACACUUCUGACCAAAGUCAUAGGUAUUAAAAAUAUCACUUCAGAACAUUGUAGUCAAUACUCUCUAGUAGACACUGAACUGAAGAUAAACCAUUGUUGGCUAUUCCAUUUAAACAUACCACCCACCACAGGAAGGUAAUUUUAAAUUGACAAUCCCUUUUUAAAAAAACAGGAACCUACCCUAUAUGGACAAUCCGAGCACCUGUCAUCUUCCAUUACAAGUAACCUGCGAUGUAUAUGGAGGGUUUACAAUGUCAGAAUUCUUUACAUUUAACUACGCUGUAAGUAGAUUUCAUAGCAAUUUUAAUUGAGCAAUAAAGUCUUUGGACUUUACUCUCAGGAGCAUCAAUAAUAUUUUUCACUGGGAAUUGAUUUGAACUUCACAGAUUAAGUAAAAAUUACAAUUUUAAAACACUACAAAUUUAACAAACUAUUUUACUAAUGCAUCUGCAUACAUCCAAGGAUUGUUGUUUGCGGAGGUGUUCCGAUCGCUUUAUAGAAUGUUCUUAUUUUGCCUUUGAGGGGUGAGUUAAAUGGAAUAGCCCUGUCUAUAUGCAGCUGAACAGUUUUUUUUCUAAACUGUUUGAAGACAAUACUUAUUUGCUCAUCUGAAUUAGACUGCACUUGAAAACAAAGCUAUUUGCAUGUAUUGUUGUUAUUGCUUUAUUAUAUGUACAAAGAUUUUUGUUAAGACUGUAGGAUGGGUUUGUUAACAAGCACAGUAACACAUUUUUGAGUGAUAUAUUUAUUCAUUUGUUGUGUAUUUUGUAUGAACAACUGUAUGGUGAAAUCAUUGUAAAGUAUAGACAAUAAAAACAUAGAAAUCUC
This is a messenger RNA of Mya arenaria, 5903 nucleotides long. Its product is annotated as SH2B adapter protein 1-like. Lineage: Eukaryota; Metazoa; Mollusca; Bivalvia; Myida; Myidae. Gene Ontology annotation, cellular component: plasma membrane. Bases 99 to 1940 code for a protein of 613 amino acids. The record is from RefSeq and is a predicted model, not a curated record. The transcript has 7 exons. Gene Ontology annotation, molecular function: transmembrane receptor protein tyrosine kinase adaptor activity. Gene Ontology annotation, biological process: intracellular signal transduction.